CCACAAUUAUUCUAAUUCGUAUGGUUCUACAUAUACAAUGUCUGGCACAGCAAUGGCUGCUGCAAAUGAGUGGCAGAAGCCAAGUUUUGGAGCCUGUGCCCCACCGUCUUACUUAUAUCAUCCUCUUUCUCCAGCAUCUGGUGGUAUUUCAUGCACAUCAAGUCAGUUAAUGAAACCAGAUACUUCUCAGAAAGUAAAAGAAACUUCUUUGGAAAGGAAAAAGAAUAAAACAAAAAAGGAGAAAAAUCAAAAAAAUAAAAGUCAGCAAAGUUGUUCUCAGGAUACUAGUUUGCAGAAUUCUUCAGAUUUUGAACAAAAUUGCAAUAAAUUAAAUAAUAAUUAUUUGCCAUAUAAUCAGAACUGUGGUUGGGCGACACCAUUGCAUGGUUAUCAAAAUGGAAGGCCUUAUUCACCAAACCCUGCUGGUUAUUAUAAUCAACAGUACUGUUUAUAUUCUGGUCCAAAGGAGCAAACCUCUUCAUCUUCUGCAAAAUACUCACAGCAAAGUGUGCCUAGUAACAACAAUAAUUAUAAAUUCACUGCCACCAAUAAUUGCGUUAACUACCCAGCUAAUAAUUGCAGAAGUAACUACAAUUAUAAUUAUCCAGCCAUGGGGUUAUCUAGCAAUAGCAUUAACCCAAAAACUGAGUUAUCCAACAAUAACAAUUAUCUGGCUACAAGAGUGUCAAACAACAAUGAUAACAACAAUAAUUACUUAGCUGUAGAGCAAUCAGGCUGUAACCAGAAUAGCUACAACCCAGCUAUGAAGCAAUCUAACAACAUAAACAAUGGUUACUAUUCAGCUAUGGAGCAGCAUAACAAUUUAAAUAAUGGUUACAUGUCUAACUCAAGCCCCACAACACAUUGUGAGCUGCCCUCCCAACAACAUAAUAAAAACAAGACCCACCACCAGUAUCAGGCGGUCAAUACUGGUUUUCUGUCAACCACACAACAAAAUAAUUACAACAUGCCCCCAAACUUUAAUCAACAACAGAACAGUUGUUAUCCAACAACAUCAUACUUUACAUCAUGGCAACAGUCAGAGAAUUAUUCUUAUUCAGGACCACAAACUUCGUCCUUUUAUUCUUCUUCUCCAGUGGCACCAGUUUCUGAUGGUUUCAAUUCAACAUCUCCUAAUUAUCAAUCUCCAUCCACAUCUCCUACAUCUGUUUCUAAUCCUCAAACAUUUAAUACUACCCCGCCAAGUUCGUCUUUCUUUUCAAACCAAACGGCAUCCUAUCCCCAUGUGGGUGGCCAAUCAUACUCUCAGUAUUGGUAUCAAUAUAGCUACCCUUACUAUGGAGGUUAUCCAAGUUUUUAUAGCUACCCUUACUGCCAGUAUACUUCAUCAGCUCCUUGUUCAGCUAAUGCCCAGGUGAAUUGUGGUCAAAGAAAUAUGCAAUUUGGAAAUCUGAAGUCUGGAGAAAAAGCUUCUAUCCCUGAAACUAUCUUCGUCCCAAAUUACAGAGGUGCCGAGGUGAGUGUUGAUGGCAAAUAUCUCCUGCUGUCUCCUAAUGAAGGAUGUGAUCCAGUCAACCGAUUGUUUUAUGUUGAACUUGACAAACUUCCUAAUGGCAUUACAGAAAACCUUCCAUAUGUGAAGCUUAUUGACAACUUCGAUGCCCAGUAUGAGUAUAUCACCAAUGAAGGCAGUGUCUUUACGUUCCUCACCAACUUGAACGCACCAAAGUACAAAAUUAUUAAUAUUGACUUCCAAAAUCCUGACCCGAAAAAUUGGAAGACUCUCGUUGAAGAAGAUAAAAAUGCCGUUUUGGAAUGGGCUUCCUGUGUCAACCACAAUAAACUUGUACUUUGUUAUUUAAAAGAUGUCAAGAAUAAGCUGUAUGUACAUCGACUGGAAACUGGAGUACUGGAAGCUGAGAUACCUUUAGACAUUGGCACCAUAAUUGGUUGUUCAGGAAGAAAGAAAAGCAAAGAGAUUUUUAUCCACUUCAUGUCUUUUCUGACUCCUGGCAUUAUCUAUCGUGUGGAUAUGACAGUUGACAAACCAACUCCUGAGGUAUUCCGGACAAUUAAAGUGAAUAAUUUUGACUUCAGCCAGUUUGAAGUUCAACAAGUGUUUUAUCCAAGCAAAGAUGGAACCCAGAUUCCAAUGUUUCUGGUUCAUAAAAAAGGUUUGGUUCGUAAUGGUAACACACCAACAUUUUUGUAUGGCUAUGGAGGCUUUGACAUCUCAAUGAAACCAACAUUCAGUGUUUCGAGAUUGGUUUUUCUCAAGGAUUUAGAUGGAGUGUAUGCUCUAGCCAAUAUUCGAGGUGGUGGGGAGUAUGGUGAAAAAUGGCACAAGAGUGGCACCCAUGCCAAAAAACAAAACGUCUUUGAUGAUUUCCAUGCUGCUGCUGAAUAUCUCAUUAAUCAAAAGUACACCUGCCCCAAAAAACUUGUCAUCCAUGGUCAAUCAAAUGGCGGACUGCUUGUUGCAGCCUGCAUAAACCAGCGUCCAGAGCUGUAUGGAGUUGCUCUUGCUCAAGUGGGUGUAAUGGAUAUGUUUCGGUUCCAUAAAUUCACCAUUGGCCAUGCAUGGACCACUGAUUUUGGAUGUUCUGAUAUUCCAGAACAGUUUGAAUUUCUUAAAAAGUACUCACCACUCCAUAAUAUUAGGGUCCCUAAAGAUGAUAUUCAGUAUCCCUCAACCCUCCUGUUGACAGCUGAUCAUGAUGACCGUGUUGUACCACUUCAUUCCCUUAAGUUUAUUGCUGAACUCCAGCAUACAAUGGCAGGAAUAAAGAAACAGUCAAAUCCAUUACUUAUCAAAAUAGACACCAAAGCUGGACACGGAAGAGGGAAACCAACUGCCAUGAUUAUUCAAGAACAAACAGAUAUGUACUGUUUUAUUCUGAAGACCCUGGGACUUGAUUGGUUUAACCAUUGAUUAUUCUAAUCACUUCUUGCUUUGGUAAUCAAGUGAAUCAUAAUUCAAACAAUUUGAUAAUAAAAGUUGUCUUUCUGUCA
Octopus sinensis (East Asian common octopus) is the source of this 2973-nucleotide messenger RNA. Its product is annotated as prolyl endopeptidase. Gene Ontology annotation, biological process: proteolysis. Gene Ontology annotation, cellular component: cytosol. NCBI's taxonomy places the organism in Eukaryota, Metazoa, Mollusca, Cephalopoda, Octopoda, Octopodidae. The transcript is spliced from 15 exons. The record is from RefSeq and is a predicted model, not a curated record. Gene Ontology annotation, molecular function: oligopeptidase activity; serine-type endopeptidase activity. The coding region runs from base 38 to 2893 and encodes 951 amino acids.